UGACGAGCGAACAUCAUUUUUGUUCGAUUCCGAGCUUGAAUAUUUAAUUAGUGCCGAAACUUAGCUGUUCUUUAAGUAGUUUUAGGUAUAUCAAGUCUGAGCAGGACCACGCAACAUAUAUGAGUUUCUCCCAGGGGGGCUUGCCCCCUGGAAAGAAAAGGAAGGAAUCGGAGGAUUCAAUGAAUGCAAUUACUGAACAUAAUUCCCAGGUCGGUAAUGAUAAUACAAUUGACUAUGAUCUACAAUCAGGAGUAAUGCAGUGUGGGCCUUGCCAAAGAAUGGCUCCACUUUUCCAACAACUAGCUGCCAAAUAUCCGAAAGCAUCUUUUCUCAAAGUAGACGUAGAUCAUUGUCAAGAUACUGCUGCAGCGCAAGGGGUAUCUGCUAUGCCCACAUUUAUAUUUUAUCGAAAUAAGGUGAAAAUUGACAGAUUGCAAGGAGCAGAUCCAAAUGGUUUGGAAAACAAAAUUAAGCAACAUGUUGGAGCCGACGAGGGUGAGGAACCUGAAGUUGUGGCAGGUCAUGUUUUUCUCUUGGCCGUUUUAGUAAGAACUUUUUUUACCGCAAGCCUCUACGAUGGAUUGGUUCCCAGGCUGAUCUGACACCAUUUAUAACGAAGCCCCAAAGUGAAUGUUUGAACGAAAGUGAUGAACAUCCUUUUACACAUUGUCUCUCAUCUGGUGGGGGAUAUCUUCAGUCUGACUGUGAUGAACAACUCAUAAUUAAUAUUGAAUUCAAUCAAGCUGUGAAGAUCCAUAGCAUUAAGGUUACAGCACCAGCUGAUAAGGGCCCAAAAAAUAUACGACUCUUCAUAAAUCAACCUAAAACCCUCGACUUUGAUACAGCAGAGAGUUUCACUAGUGUACAAGAUUUAGAAUUGAAACCAGAAGACUUGGAAGGAAAUCCAGUGAAUUUACGAUACGUGAAAUUUCAAAAUGUACAAAACAUCCAGCUGUUUGUCAAGGACAAUAUGGGCGGGGCUGAAGUGACUCAAAUCGAUCAUUUGGCAUUUAUAGGUUCUCCCAUAUCUACUACCAACAUGGGAGACUUUAAAAGAGUUGCGGGGAAAAAGGGAGAGAGCCAUUAGAUACGUUUUAUGUACUAUGAAAUUCACACACAAGGGUUGUAAUUUGGUGUAUAAUAAACAUUAUUCUAGGAAGAUGUUUUUACAUGAUAAGUAGUACUAACAGUAUAGUUUCGUUUAACCUUCUUGAUGUAAUGGUCAGGAUGUCUGACCACUCCGCUGAAUAUAUUCAUUAUGGAAUUCCAUUACUCCGAAUAUCUCUGCUCUUAGGGCCGUAUCGUUGUUUCUACCAUUAUUGUAGAACGACUUUAUGGCCUCCUUGAUUUCCAAGAUUUCUCCUAUCCUGCAGCAAAAAUUGUCAAACAAAAAAGUUCACAUUAUCCUCAACUUUGAUAUAUUGCGUAAGACGUUCACUUUUCGUCUUACGAGGAGAAAACUUUUCUAAAUUUUAAGGGCAAAUGUAUAGGAAAAUCUAUGAUGUGUGAAAUCUGUCUAAUAGGCGCGUAGAAUUACCGGGGUUGGAAG
This is a messenger RNA of Acanthoscelides obtectus, 1549 nucleotides long. NCBI's taxonomy places the organism in Eukaryota, Metazoa, Arthropoda, Insecta, Coleoptera, Chrysomelidae. The record is from the annotation of a GenBank genome assembly.